AUCUUUUGGGGCUUUUUCUCAUUUUCUCUGUUCAUGAAACAAAAGUUUUGCGGGAAGUGACAGAGUGAAAACGAGAUUAAAAAAAACCUAGCUUUCUUCGUUUCAGAUAUUCCUUGCUCACAAUUUCGAAGUUUUAAUUCCAUCAUUUUUCCCGCGUUUCGAACCCCAAACCACAGUGAGGAUUCAACUGGGGCAAGGAUCGGCUGCGCAGGUCACUUCCAACAUGCUCAAGAAUGAGGGAGUUGCUGCCUUUUAUAAGGGUCUAUCUGCUGGAUUACUCAGACAGGCUACAUACACCAUUGCUCGUCUUGGAUCGUUUAAUAAAAAAGUUUACGAAGGUAGAAGUUGUGGGUAGUCUUCAAUGGCAGUGCAAAGGGUUUUGGAGUCAGAAGUGGUGAGAAUUAUGGAGAAAUGCUGUACUCUUAAUCAUGCGAAACAAGUUCACGCUCAUAUCUACAGCAACAACCUCCACCAAUGUUCCUAUGUAAUAACCAAGCUCGUACGCCUCGUCACCUCGCUUACCCAUGUGCCGCUCCACUCCUACCCUCGCCUUAUCUUCGCACAGGUCCACACCCCAAACCCCUUUCUCUGGACCGCUCUCAUUCGCGCCUACGCCGUCCGAGGACCCAUCUCCCAGGCCCUUAGCCUCUUCUGCUCCAUGCGUAAACGACGGAUCACUCCCCUCUCGUUUACCUUCGCCACUCUCUUUUCCGCUUCCGGUGUGGGUCGCUACAUCCGUUUGGGAGCGCAACUCCACGCCCAGACACUCUUGGUUGGUGGGUUCGAUUCAGAUAUAUACGUCAACAAUGCCAUGAUUGAUAUGUACGCAAAAUGUGGGUUUAUGCGAUGUGCGCACAAGGUAUUCAAUGAAAUGCCUGAACGAGAUGUCGUUUCUUGGACUGGGCUGAUUGUUGCUUACGCGAGGAGGGCCGAUAUGAAUGCGGCACAGGACUUGUUUGAUGGCUUGCCUGUGAAGGAUAUGGUUGCUUGGACUGCGAUGAUUACCGGGUAUGCACAGAAUGCCUUGCCGGAAAAUGCGGUGCAGGUUUUCCGACAGUUGGUAGAUGAGGGUGUCGAGAUUGAUGAAGUUACUUUGGUUGGUGUUAUAUCUGCUUGUGCUCAAUUGGGUGCGUCUGUUUAUGCUAAGUGGAUAAGGGACAUUGCUGAGAGUUCUGGAUUUGGGGAUGGAAGUAGUGUCCUUGUGGGGUCAGCCUUGAUAGACAUGUACUCAAAGUGUGGUAAUGUGGAGGAGGCAUAUAAUAUCUUUAAAGGAAUGAAGGAGAGAAAUGUGUUUUCUUACAGUUCUAUGAUUGUGGGGUUUGCUAUACACGGUCAAGUUCAUGCAGCGAUUAAGUUGUUUUAUGACAUGUUGGAGACUGAUGUGAAACCAAACUGUGUUACUUUUGUAGGGGUGCUUACUGCGUGCAGUCAUGCUGGCUUGGUAGACCUAGGGGAGCAACUCUUUGCUACUAUGGAAAAGUAUUAUGGUGUUGCUCCAACAGCGCAGCAUUAUGCUUGCAUGGCAGAUCUUCUUGGUCGAGCUGGAUACUUGGAAAAGGUAAUACGGCUUGUUGAGACAAUGUCUAUGAAGCCUGAUGGAGCUGUGUGGGGGGCGCUUCUUGGAGCAUCAUACGUUCAUGGAAAUCCUGAUGUUGCGGAAAUUGCUUCCAAGCAUUUAUUUGAGCUUGAACCUGAUAACAUGGGGAAUUAUUUGUUGCUUUCUAAUACCUAUGCAUCAGUUGGAAGAUGGGAUGAUGUGUCUAGGGUCAGGAAAUGGAUCAAAGAGAAAAAUUUGAAAAAAGAUCCAGGAUGGAGCUGGGUUGAAGCAAAAAAUGGAAUGAUUCACAAGUUCGCUGCUGGUGACGUGAAACAUCCACAAAUUAAUGAGAUAAAGAAGGAAUUAAAUGAACUUUUGGAACGACUAAAGGGUAUUGGAUAUCAGCCAAACCUAAGUUCGGUGCUGUAUGAUGUUAACGAUGAUGAAAAAAGGCUGUUACUAAUGUCUCACAGCGAAAAACUAGCGUUGGCAUUUGGAUUGCUGAGUACUGAUGCCGGUUCCACCAUAAAAAUUAUGAAGAACCUUAGGAUAUGUAAGGAUUGUCAUGUUGUAAUGUGUGGAGCAUCAAAACUUACUGGAAGAAAAAUUGUCGUGAGGGAUAACACGAGAUUCCACCACUUCUUUAAUGGGGCCUGCUCUUGUAGAAAUUUUUGGUGACAGAGCCUAGUGCCAUAAGCGGGUGAAUACUGACGCAUCGGUGUUGGAAGGAUAAGAGUGACCUUUUCUCAUUUUUGGUAAACUAGAGGCGUGUAUAGAGUUAUUUUGUGCCUGCCUAGAUUAAUCUAGGUUUAAUACAUCAUUUGGUCUCUACUCUUAUAGAUUUAGUUCAAAAUGAUCCUACCUUUUAAAAAGGUUCAGUAAGGUCCCAUAUUUCGUUAAAAAAUGUUCAUUCUAGUCCUUUUCGCUGACGCCGUUAAAAGCUUAACGGUGCAGAUGCUAGCGUGGCGAAACAUCAAUUACCUGUUUACUGCGAUGCUUACGUAGCGCUGUGAAGUCAUUUUAAUGUGUAAAUAUUUAAGAAAAAAUAAAAUGACAAAAAAUAGGUUAAAGUAAAAUACCUUAUGCCAUUUUUGGGUUGAAGUAGUUGCCUAUGGUGCUGUAAUGCAAGGAAGCAUUUUGAGCAUAGAGGGGUGAAGAAACCAAAGAUAUCCUUCUAUAGGAUGUGGCUCCCCUCACCCUUGGAAUUGAAACUGUUGGUAGAGUGAUGACAAAGUUAAUUCCCAAAAACACUGUUAUCCCAAUAAAGAAAUCUCAGGUGUUUACCACCUACCAGGACCAGCAGACCAUUGUCUCCAUUCAGGUUUUCGAAGGUGAGAGGAGUCUAACAAAAGACUGUCGUCUGCUUGAGAAAUUUGAUCUGUUAGGAAUUUGGGGGUUAGGGUUUAAUUUGGGGGUUAGGAUUUAAUUUGAUUUUGUGUUAAAUUUAGGUAUUUUCAUCAAUUGACCAUGAUGUAAUUAGGGUUUCCAACUGUCCAUUCCAUCUCCAACCUCCGAUUCUCUAUUGUUACCGUGAAAGCCACUACCUUCUACACCUCUAUUUCUAGGGCCACUGGCCACUGCUAAGUGCUAUGUUUUUUGUAUCGAACCAAUAUUCUAUCCCCAUCAGAUUGUUCCCAUGCCUGGUUCAUAAAAGAAAAAGGAAAUUAUGAAAUUCUUAUUAAAACUUAAUUUAAGAUGACUUGUUCUUCUUCUUAUUCUGGUUGUGGUUGUUCUUCUGAUGACAGAAAAAAAGGAGGGGUUCAGGACUUGACUUUGGGUUGUAUUAUAAAAAAUGCUGUGACUCUUUUUCAU
Vigna radiata var. radiata (mung bean) is the source of this 3349-nucleotide messenger RNA. Its product is annotated as pentatricopeptide repeat-containing protein At5g44230. The transcript has 4 exons. The coding region runs from base 362 to 2215 and encodes 617 amino acids. Gene Ontology annotation, molecular function: protein binding; zinc ion binding; RNA binding. Gene Ontology annotation, biological process: RNA modification. The record is from RefSeq and is a predicted model, not a curated record. Lineage: Eukaryota; Viridiplantae; Streptophyta; Magnoliopsida; Fabales; Fabaceae.